This is a messenger RNA of Colletotrichum acutatum, 7179 nucleotides long. RefSeq names its product non-ribosomal peptide synthetase. The record is from RefSeq and is a predicted model, not a curated record. The transcript has 2 exons. Bases 1 to 7179 code for a protein of 2392 amino acids. Gene Ontology annotation, biological process: secondary metabolite biosynthetic process; amino acid activation for nonribosomal peptide biosynthetic process. Gene Ontology annotation, molecular function: phosphopantetheine binding; catalytic activity. Gene Ontology annotation, cellular component: cytoplasm. Lineage: Eukaryota; Fungi; Ascomycota; Sordariomycetes; Glomerellales; Glomerellaceae.
AUGGCAGCUUCAGUCUAUUUAGGUUCCCGCACACCCUCGAGGUCUGUUGAGGUGAUUUUCUUCCAGUACCACAAGUUUCAAAGUCUCAAAGAACAAGCCCAAUGCUCAGCCUCCUCCAUCAUUCGACUUGCAUGCGCAAUAUGUUUACAGGCUUUCUCGCCUAGCGAGCGUAUUUGCUUGGCUUUCCAGGGCAAGGAAAAGGUCUGGCAACCUUGGAGUAAAAGCAUCAGUUGUAAUGACAGAAUUUUACCUUUACUCCAAGCCGAACUUGACACCCCGCAAAUAAGUCUGCCAGUGGACGAGGAUAUCUUCAGACAUGCGCUCUCAGUCUCUGCUCUUGAGGAAGACUUUCAGACAUUUGAGAACCAACCGCCACUGGCAAGUCUGAAAGGAGUCUACCAAGAUGUAGAAAUGCUCUUUACUGCCAAGUGGGACCACUUCACCCGAGGCAUUUUAUUGAAGUGCGAAUACACCGUGUCUUGUCUGUCAGACUGGCAAGCUAGAUGCAUCCUAUCCACCUUCCGGCAGGUGCUGGAGAACAUCGUCUCGAACCCUUACUCCAGAGUUGCGGAAAUUGAGCUCAUGAAUGACCGCGAUUAUCAACAGUGUCUUGACUGGAAUGAGCGCUCCUCGGACCAUUCCGAUAUCAGUGUGGACAAGAUGAUCGACAAGCACAUCCAGGAUUCUCCCCUCAGCCCAGCUGUAGAUGCAUGGGAUGGCCAAUUUUCUUACGCUGAGCUACAUGCGGUUUCUUCCAGAGUUGCCCAAGAGCUUCGACAGCGUGGCAUCGGCCCUGAAUCCACCGUUGCGCUAUUCUUCGACAAGAGUGUUUGGAACAUCGUAGCUACUGUGGCAGUUCUCAAAGCCGGCGGUGCAUUCGUUCCCUUGGACCCCUCGCAGCCCGACAACCGAACAUCUUUCAUUUUGGAAAGGAUUCAGGCAAAAGUUGUUUUGUGUUCCGAAAUCUAUACCCAGCACCUGCUGCACUUUUCCCAGAAUGUACUUGGCUUGGGUAACUCUUGGUUUCAGGUGGCCCCUUCACCCAUCCCUCAAAGCGCUUCGACCAUUUUGCCAUGGAACCUGGCGUAUGUCAUGUUCACCUCAGGAAGCACAGGAGAGCCCAAAGGUGUGAUGAUUGAUCACUCUGCUUGCGGUGCAAGUGUCGUCGCUCACGGGCAAGCGACUGGCUUCAGUCACAACACUAGGACUAUCCAAUAUGCUCGCCACACUUUCGAUGCAUCCAUUGCGGAAAUUUUGACUACACUUGCCUUCGGGGGAUGUAUAGUCGUUCCAUCUACGGAUGAGCGGCUAGACAACAUCACAGCUGUCAUUCAGGAGAAGAGGGUAAACUGGGCAUUCUUUACGCCUUCAGUGCUUCGUCUGCUGGAGCCUUUGGAGGUUCCAGGCUUGACGACUGUCGUCGUCGGCGGCGAGUCCCUAGGCCAAGAUAUUAUCGAGGCAUGGGCAGCAGGCCGCAAUCUCAUCAAUGGGUAUGGCCCUACCGAGAACACCGUUUUUUCCACCAUGCACCCAUUGUCACUAUCCUCCAAGGCAGGGGCGAUCGGACGCGGGGUUGGUACACUUUGUUGGAUUACCGAUCCUGAAGAUCCUAACCGUUUGUCACCCCUCGGGGCUGUCGGCGAGCUGCUGUUAGAAAGCUCUCAACUUGCAAGAGGCUACUUGAGCUUUGCCGACAACGAAGGUCCAAACCAAGCUUUUGUUCGAGAUCCGCCCUGGCUUGCCAAACACGGUCGCCGGUCCAGACUUUACAAAACCGGAGAUCUCUGCCGCUUCGACGAGAAUGGUGUGAUUCACUUCGAAGGCCGCAAGGACACUCAACUUAAGAUAUCUGGGCAGCGUCUGGAGGCUUCAGAGGUUGAGUACCACCUUCGAGCUGCAUUUCGCACCCCGGACAUCAUCGUAGAUGUGCUUAAUCGACCGACUCAAGACACAAAGGCACAGUCUAAGGUUCUCGUAGCUUUUGUUUGCCUCCAGAGAGAAUCUGACCAAAGGCCAGACACUGCGUCAAACUAUAUCAUGAUUCGGCGGCACCCACCUCUUCUAGAAGCAAUCCCCAAUGUCGAAGAGGAAAUGUCUCAAAAGCUUCCAUCAUGGAUGCGUCCAUCAAUCUACAUCCCUCUCUUUGACUUCCCGUUGAGCCCAAAUGGGAAGGCUGACGUCAAGAGACUCCGACGUGAAGCCGCAUCCCUGACGGCCGAGCAGUUUUACCUCUUCGCCCAGACUGACGCUAUCGUGCAAGUCGAAGAGACGCCCCAGCUCUGUCUCCUGCGAGACCUCUGGGCUGAGGUGCUUGGAAUCCAGCCUGUCGCGAUCGUGGCUACGAGUAGUUUCUUCCGUCUUGGCGGAGACUCGCUUGCGGCUAUCAGUCUAGUAAAUGCUGCUCGAAGAAAAGGAUUGCAACUGAGUGUCGCUCAGAUUUUCAAGAGUCCUUCUUUGCGAGAUCUUUGCCUACUUGUGACUGAGUUCAAGAAGACGAUGUUUGAGGUACGGCCGUUCGAGCUUGUCAACAAGGAAGGCUUUAGAGAAGUACUCGAUGAGAUUUCCUGCGAAUGUGCCAUUAGCACAAAAGACAUCGAAGAUGUGUUUCCUUGUACUCCUUUACAGGAAGGUCUCAUGGCACUAUCUUCUUCGACUCCCAACUCUUACUUGGUACAGUACGUUCUUGACACCACCGUCGACAUCGAUAUUGCAAGGUUGAAGAUGGCUUGGGAGACUGUCGCCAAGGCUCACGGAAUGCUCCGUGUCCGAUUGGUUGACACCAUUUCUUCGGGUAUCCUCCAAGUCAUAGUCCGAGAGAACUUGACGUGGAACGAGAGCUUCAAUCUCGAAGAAUAUCUCGAGGUGGACUUGAACGUACCUUCAACCCUCGGAGUGCCGCUCAAUCGGUUCGGCAUCAUAUAUAAUGCAAGAGGGGACGCUUCUCACAUGGUAUGGACGGUGCACCACGCUGUUACUGAUGGCCAGGCUGUUGGCCUCACCCUUCAAUCAGUACGGGAUGCGUUCCAUGGUGCUCUUAAGUCAACUCAAGCUUCCUUCGCCUCAUUUAUGAAGCAUUUCAAGGACAUGCAUAUGGAAUCUGCAUCGAGGUACUGGAGCUCAGUCUUCGAGGGAGGAGAGUUUGCAUCAUUUCCGAGGAAGCCAUCAGCAGUGCAUGGUGCCCUGGAGCAUCAAGGACCAGCUUUUGCUCUUCGAAAAGUCCCUGUGCCAUCAUCAAGUACGGAUGCCACUGCAACUACUAUGCUGCGUGCAGCUUGGGCAUUGGUCAUUAGCCGCUUUAGCAACUCUGACGACGUCGUCUUUGGUGUUACAUCGUCUGGGAGGAAUGCCCCUUUUGACAAUAUCGAUUCCAUCCUCGGGCCAAUCAUCGCAACUGUCCCAUUGAGGGUACGAUGUAAUGGCUCAUCGACGGUCCGCGACUUGCUUGACAGCAUACAGAUGAGCACGAUCAACAUGAUCCCUUUCGAGCAGAUGGGAAUACAGAAUAUUGCUCGCAUCAAUCCUUCAUGCCGAUCAGCCUGUGACUUUCAAACUAUGAUGAUCGUACAGCCAGAGGUCGACAUGGCCAUGGAGAACGGUCCAUUCGUCAGCUAUCAUAGGCCUCAGGAUCUUGACAAGUUCAGAUCUCACGCUAUCAUGUUUGAGUGCAAUCUUGGACAGCACGAGGUCUUUCUGAAUGUGAACUACGAUCCUCAGUCUGUCGAAGCUGCCGAGAUGGAACGCCUUGUCGACUACUUCGCAAGCGCUCUUGAGUUCCUGGCAUCUUCCGAACACCAAGUCCUGGAUGAUUUCUUCCGCAAUCCCAUCGCAAAGGAUCUGUCCGAUAUCAGGGAGUGGAACAAACUUCCGCCGCAAAUGGUCGAUACAUGUGUUCACACAGUCUUCGAAGAACACGUGCGCAAUCAACCCGACGCUCAAGCCGUUUUCGCAUGGGAUGGUUCUCUGACCUACCUUGAACUCGACACAAUGGCAUCCCAGCUUGCUCGAGUCUUGAUGGAACUGGGUGUUGGGCCAGAAAAGAUGGUACCAUAUUGCUUCGAAAAGUCAAUGUAUACCGUCAUCUCGAUGCUUGCCAUUCUCAAAGCGGGAGGCGCGAUGGUCCCUCUUGACCCCGCCCAUCCACAGGACCGCAAAGCGUUCAUUGUUCGCAACACAAUGGCAAACGUGGUUGUUGCUUCUGGUGGCAAUGCAGAUGCGUUCGCUGAACUGGAUGUUCGCACUGUUGUUGUUGACUCAAACUUCUUUGCCAAGGUUGAGGAAGUUGGAGUUGCCACCUUUUCUAACCAUGAGGUUGAACCAUGCAAUGCCGCAACUGUCAUCUUCACAUCUGGCAGCACUGGACAGCCCAAGGGUGUCAUUCAGGAACACAAGACCUUGUGUUCAGCGGCCAAUGCUCAUUCUAGUGGGAUGCACAUGUCCAAGGGCUCAAGGAUCCUCCAAUUCUCCGCUCAUGUCUUUGACGUCAGCAUCAUUGAGAUUGUCAAUUCUUUCGUUCUUGGAGCCUGCAUUUGUGUACCAUCUGAUGAAGAGAGGAUGAAUAAUCUCGCCGGGUUUAUUUCGAGGUCGCAGGCAAAUUGGGCCUUCUUCACUCCGUCCUUCGCAAGAACUCUUGAGCCGAAGGAUCUCCCCAGCAUCAAGACUAUCUGCAUGGGUGGAGAAGCAAUGACCAUGGAUUGCAUCGAUACCUGGUCUGAGAUCGUGCAGCUCAUCAAUGCGUACGGUCCUUGCGAAGGCAGUGUCUGUACCACUGCUAAUAUCAGUAGUGGUGGGUUCAAGACAGAUUCUAUUGGUCAUGGAGCCAACACUCUCGUCUGGAUCGUCGAUCCAGGCAAUCAUGACAUCCUGGCACCAAUCGGCACUGUUGGUGAGCUUUUGAUCGAAGGGCCCAGUAUUGCUCGUGGAUAUCUCGGCGAUCCAGACAAGACAGCCAAGGCGUUCAUCACGAAUCCGGCUUGGGUCACCCAAUUCGAGACUGGCAUUACUGUCAGAAGACUGUACAAGACAGGCGACCUCGGAAUGCUGAAUUUCGAUGGUUCGAUAUCUUAUUUCGGACGGAAAGACACACAAAUAAAACUGCGCGGACAAAGAGUUGAGCCCGGAGAAGUGGAACAUCAACUCACACAGCUGUUGUCGCCGGGCUCCAUUGUAGCUGUUGACGCCCUCGUACUCUCUGGGUCUUCAAGCAAGUCGCUUGUAGCUUUCAUUCAGCUAGAAAACAAUGGUUUCGGCUUUGCGGAGAAGAGAGACAUCAUCGAGGGCAUUUCUGGUCGCUUGACGCAACAACUGGCUUCUGUGCUUCCCGCCUACAUGGUUCCCUCGCACUUGAUCCCAGUCGAGGUCAUUCCUUUCACACCGACUGGGAAGCUCGAUCGGCGCACAUUGAAAGAAUAUGCUUCGAAUUUGUGCAUUGCAGAAAAUCCAGAACGCGGCAUGGUGGAGGAAGAUACCGACAUGCUAGCGGCGAGCGAGCACAUUGCUCUGAAUAUCAGCAACAAGCUUGCCGAGCUUCUAUCGGUUGGCGAUUCUCAGAGAGCAGGAACCUUGCGUGGUCACAACUUCAACCCUUACUACGCUGGGAUGGACUCUAUUCAGGUCAUUUCACUGUCAACAUUCAUUCGGAAAAACUAUAAUGUCAGCAUCCCGAUUCAAAAGUAUAUGAACAGCGCGGCGACCAUCAGGGAGAUUGCACAAUUGGUCUUUGAAGAUCAGCAAGGGUCGCAUGAUGACAGCACCAUCGACUUGAUGCAUAAGAUUGAAGUUCAUGAUCGACCACUCGCAGCCUCGCCGUUGCUGAAAUCAUAUGCAGAGAUUGAGACAUUACAUACCCCCAGGAUCAUCCUCUUAACAGGAGCCACCGGAUUUCUCGGAAACCAAUUGCUGGCUCAGAUCUUGCAACGGCCGCAGACUCAGAAGGUCUUGGUGUUAGUCAGAGGCCAAGACUCAGUCCACGCCACUGAGCGACUUUUGUCUCUUGCUCGUGGCAGCAGUUGGUGGCAAGAAGAGUAUGUCAAUCGCAUCGAAGUCUGGCAUGGCGAUUUAUCUCUCCCACAUUUCGGUCUUCCAGUCGCGCUUUGGUCUCGACUCGAUGGCACGAGCGUCAGUGGUGACUUGAUCGAUGCGGUCGUCCACAACGGGGCAGUUGUCAACUGGAUGGCCGACUUUCAGGCGCUGACACCAGCCAAUAUCCUUUCGACGGUCAACAUUCUCACGGCUUUGACAAAAGCGAUAGCAUCUCGCCCAGUUCGCCUGACUUACGUAUCAGGCGGUCACUUGUCCACUUCUCCAGACGAUGUCGGGGAAAUCGCUGCGGAACUGAAAUCGUAUCCAGCCUACAGUCAGACCAAAUUCGUCGCCGAGAUCCUGGUCGCGCGAUACGCCGAACGACUGAUCGACGCUGGCUUCGGCUGUUUGGCCACGAUUGUCAAACCUGGCUUGAUCAUGGGCAGCUCCUCCGACGGCAUCUCAAACACGGACGAUUUCCUUUGGCGGUUGACAGCUAGUGCAUUGGACAUUGGGAUGUUCAAUGAUAGCGAACGCGACCUGUGGCUCGCCGCUGCAGGCGUUGAUCUCGUAGCCAAGGCCAUUCUUGACAGUUGUUUCUACCCUGAAAUCAACGGAAGUCAUCAUGUUGUUAAGAAGGUCUUGAAUGGUCUCACCAUGGGAGAGUACUGGGAUAUAGUCAAACAGGAAACAGGCCAUGCAAUGGAGCCGAUGGACUCCAAACGGUGGUUGAGGAGCUUGCACGAAGAGGUCAACGCAAAAGGGCCAAGCCACAGGUUGUGGCCGGUUCUCCAUUUUAUUGAAGAUACUGACGGCAAACUCGGUCAGCCCCAAGGGACGAUGACGCUUGAUGACCAGCUGAAAGAUCAGGAUUUGGUCAAAUUGUCACUCAGGAAGAGCUUGGGAUACCUACUCGCCAUCGGAUACAUGCAGACAAGUAGGACAAGCAGUGUGGAUGGAGAUAGCUCAAGUGAGCCUACAUUGUCAGUUCCUAGGCCAAUGGUGUUCUCGAGAACGCCGACAACGCCAGUAUGGAACCAAACAUCGACCUAUCAGAAGCGCUUAGGAUACGGUGAGGAGGGGUUGAAGUUGGCGGGAUCCAUGGUGGUCACGCCGUUGAGGACACCUAGUCCCUCAUCAGAUGUCGUGCCGAUCGAGUAG